AUGACACGUAGAAAAAGCUCGCCAGCACUUCCAAUCCUACAUGACAACACACAUCAAGACAUCAAACAGGCCAUCAUGCAACAUUCUGCUUACUGUGUGGCAGCUACUACAGAUGAUAUCGAUCAAGUAAAGGGCCUGCUGAACGAAGAAAUUGUCGAGAAUGACGAUGAAGACUAUGAUCAAUUUGAUGGUUCAGAGACCCGUUGUGGUUGUGGUGUGGCGCUGACCAAGGGAUGGGCCUGUGAUGCUUGUAGAAUCAGUUGCCCUGGCUGCAAUCGUAGUCUGACGAGCGACCCUCAAGAUUAUUGCACUCGCUGCAGUUCACAUUGUCAAGAACAUGGACUCUACAAGAACGACGACUUUGGAUCAUGCCCUCAAUGUGUAUCAUAG
This is a messenger RNA of Mucor velutinosus, 390 nucleotides long. RefSeq names its product U5 small nuclear ribonucleoprotein component (gene EFTUD2). The record is from RefSeq and is a predicted model, not a curated record. The transcript has a single exon. The coding region runs from base 1 to 390 and encodes 129 amino acids. NCBI's taxonomy places the organism in Eukaryota, Fungi, Mucoromycota, Mucoromycetes, Mucorales, Mucoraceae.